AAAGAUAUACGCAACCAGUAUCAUACUUAUGUUAUGUCAAGCUGGACAUACUGAUAUAUUGGUAGAACUGAAAUACAGCUGGGCUCUUGACAGAAGACUGACAAAAAGUUUAUUUUGGACAAAGAAUUGUCAAAUAAACCAAAACGUAAUUAAAAGGGAAUAGUUAUCUUUAUAGUAUCUGAUAGAUAGUGGUUAAAAUACAAUGUUAACCCUUGAAGUUAUACCAGAACGUUGCUUAGGCUGCAUUGACCAAUGGGAAUUUAUAUUAGGGAUGCAUUUUUCACAAGCUGUUGCCAUAGUCCAAUCUCAACUUGGUAUUAUUAAAGGUGUUCAAGUUUUGUAUAGUGAGAAAAAGCCUCUAGAAGCUGAUUUAGUUAUAAAUUUACCUCAUGAUGGAAUAAGAUUGUUUUUUGAUCCCAUAACCCAAAGGCUCAAAAUCAUUGAAAUUUACUCAAUGAAAUCUGUAAAAUUGAAAUACUGUGGACUAGAUUUUAAUUCGCCCGAAAUUUUACCUAGUGUAGAACAAAUUGAACAUUCAUUUGGUGCAACCCAUCCAGGUGUUUAUGAUUCUGAAAAAAAAAUGUUUAUGUUAAAUUUUAGAGGUCUAUCAUUUUACUUUCCUGUCGAGUCAGAAUUCCAAACCGGUAGUUCACACAAUUUGGGUUCGUUACAAUUUCAGGCAGGUAAUUCCCCUAUAGUAUCACGUCUUGCUAUUUAUAGUGGUUUUUGGGAUGAUCAAUUUCCUACGCCUGAAUUACCAUUGACGUGUUAUCACGGACAAAUAUAUUUAAAAAAAGCCAUAGUACUCAGAGGAAGAUCGUAUACUAGGGGACUCAAAUUACAUUUAAUGGCAUCGGAAAUUCUUCCUUGGUCACAAAAAGCAUCGUCUACUCGAUUAUCCGAUGCUGUAAGUCAAGAAUUCGAAAGAGAAAUUUUACUAGGUCAAUCCACACAAGAAAUAUCGACUGCUUUGGGUGCACCAUCGAAAGUAUUUUAUAAAAGCGAGGACAAAAUGAAGAUACACAGCCCGAAUCCCGAUCGUAAAAUAACUGCCAUUAGGAGUGAUUAUUUUUUCAAUUAUUUCACCUUAGGAAUGGAUAUUCUGUUUGAUGCAAACACUAAUACAGCCAAAAAAAUAGUGUUGCAUACGAAUUAUCCGGGUCACUAUAAUUUCAAUAUGUAUAUGCGUUGUGAGUUUAAUCUCACGUUAAAUGAUAUUGAUAUUGAUGCGUAUACCCAUUGGGAUGAUAUUUGUAAGAAAUUAACACCAAGCGAUAGACCUGUCGUUUUAAAUAGGGCAAGUUCCACCAAUACUACAAAUCCUUUUGGAAGCACGUUAUGUUACGGAUAUCAAGAUAUUAUUUUUGAGGUAAUGCCGAAUCACUACAUAGCUUCACUGACUUUAUAUGGUGACGGUAUUCCAUAUGAAAAAGAAAAUAGCCAAGCGUGACAGAGGCUCUCUGCCACUUACCUCGUCCUCACUAACAGGUACUGGCAUUCCAACCCCAUAUACGAUUGUGUUUUAAAAGCUUAGUUAUCUCAUUAAAAUAAUUCUUCUUAUCAUAUACUUACGAAAAAUAUAAUUUGUAUGGUAUGUCACGUAUCAUAAAAGAUCAUGUGUUCCAAUAUUAUCCAUAACUGUCAGGAUAAGUACAUGGGAAGAUUUCUUUCAAAUAUAUAUCACACUACACAUUAAUUGAUCCAUUUACCGUCAAGGGAAGAAAAAAAAUUAAAGUAACACAUAUUCAUAUUUAAAAAGAAAAAAAGAAAA
Molecule: messenger RNA, 1771 nt
Organism: Diorhabda carinulata
Lineage: Eukaryota; Metazoa; Arthropoda; Insecta; Coleoptera; Chrysomelidae
Product: PHAF1 protein CG7083
Exons: 9
Coding region: 203-1450 (415 amino acids)
Biological process (GO): Golgi to plasma membrane protein transport
Cellular component (GO): trans-Golgi network
Source: RefSeq, a predicted model, not a curated record